UGUGUUUACAUCCUCUCAGCUGUUUCUGCUGGAGAAAAACACAACGCUGGUCGCUGAGACCCGCUUAAAGUAGCCACGGGUUUUUACUAACUGACACAAUUCUACCAUCUUUCAGUCUUGAAAACAGCGCCUGACAUUUAUUAAUGGGGAAAAAGACAUGUGAUGAUGAUCUGAGGUGAUUGGAAGGCCUGAAUCAUCCUGUCUUUCAUCUGCCCAAAGAAAGAACCCUUUCCUCUUCAAUGUGAAGAAGAGUUGGUCCUGUGGAAGUGUUUCACCUCCUCUUGUUCUACUUUUUUCUUUUUUAUUCCUUUCUUUUCUCUUGGAGAGGAGGGGACCAUGGGUGGAGCAGUGAGUGCAGGGGAGGACAAUGAUGAUUUGAUUGACAACCUGAAGGAGGCUCAGUAUAUUCGCACAGACAAGGUCGAACAAGCUUUUAGGGCUAUAGACCGUGGUGAUUACUAUUUAGAGGGCUACAGGGACAAUGCCUACAAAGACUUAGCAUGGAAGCAUGGCAAUAUUCACCUCUCAGCCCCAUGCAUCUAUUCAGAGGUAAUGGAAGCGUUGAACCUCCAGCAAGGACUGUCUUUUCUCAAUCUGGGCAGUGGCACGGGAUACUUAAGCACAAUGGUGGGCCUGAUCAUUGGUCCUUUUGGAGUAAAUCAUGGUGUGGAGCUCCACAAGGAUGUGGUGGAAUACGCAAAAGACAGACUUGAGGAGUUCAUAAGAAACGGUGACAGCUUUGACAAGUUUGAGUUCUGCGAACCUAAUUUUGUAGUGGGGAACUGUCUGGAGAUCUCGUCAGACAGCCAUCAAUAUGAUCGCAUAUACUGCGGAGCAGGAGUUCAGAAAGACCAUGAGAACUAUAUGAAGGUCAUGCUCAAAGUUGGGGGGAUUCUUGUCAUGCCAAUCGAGGAUCAGUUAACUCAGAUAACCAGAACCGGUCAAAGCUCGUGGGAGAGUAAGAACAUCUUGGCGGUUUCUUUUGCACCUCUCGUACAGCAGAGCAGAACUGACGGCAGCAAGCCUGACGCUGUGGUGCUGCCUCCGUUUUCUGUGAGGAGCCUCCAGGACCUCGCCCGCAUCUAUAUUCGCCGCACGGUGCGCAACCUGGUCAACGAGGAGGCACUGUCCAAAGGCCCAGUGCAGAGAGCGCCUCAGAAACGUAAACGCCGGCGAUGCCGCCCUCCCCGCAUAAACACCUACGUCUUUGUGGGGAACCAGCUGAUUCCAGAGCCCAUGGAGAGCGAGGAAGAUGAGCGGAUCGAGAAGGAAAGUAAAGAGGAAGAGCAGGACAAAGACACCAUUGUGGAGCCAUUGAAGCCAGAGGAGCCUCAGGUUAACUUGCUCAGAGACAAGAUUCUAAACCUGCCGCUGCCAGAGCCGCUGAAGGCGUACCUGUUGUAUUACCGUGAGAAAUAGUCAAACGACCAGACAUUCUGCCUAUGGAUGAGUGGAUUUUCAUGAUGGUUCUCUUUUAGGGCAAUUUUUUUCGUCCUGUUAAUUUCUUUGAUUGUAGCAUAAUUUAAGAUUUUUUCAGGAUGGUAAGUCUGAAUCUGGAACCUGUAUGGUUUAUAAUAUGCUGUUCUAAUGAUUCAUAAUCCUGUUAUUGAAUCUGAUAUAGGAAUCCUUUGAGCACUGAGGACCUGUGGAGGUUUCUAGUUCUCUAUGUUUAUACUCAAAAGAGUUUGCUAAAUUUGCUAAGAUAUUUUUUGAUGUUUUUGUUUCCCCCUACGAUUCACAGGCUUAUAUUGCUCAGCCUUGUCAUUCAUCAAAUGAGUCAGAUUUGUAGAAGUUCAUAGUUCAUUUUCCUCAUCAGAACACAUAGGUAAUUGUUAGGGAUGACUGUUGCCUUUUGGGAAUCUGAGCUUGGGUGUGUUUCUUCUUUUUGUGAGGCUUGUUAAUCGGUCUGGACCUGUUUGAUGAGGCCCUGUCUUGCACUGUUUUGUCUGGAAGCACAAACAGGCUGUGAGGUCAGUGACAAAGCUGGCUUUAUGGAUUUGCAAACUGAGUUGUUUUCAAACUUAUAACAUCAGUUGGGCUAAUCUUAGAUCAGGGGUUUACAGUCCUAGUCUUAGCACAUUUUUGGCUUUCCAUGAUGUAGAACAUUUUGAUUUAACUAAUUAGCUUAAUUAACAAGCUUGUUGUGUGCUGGAUCAGCUGUUUUAGAGUAGGGAAAACAAAAAAAUGUGCAGAGCUUGAGGAUUGCCAGCCUCUUUCUUAGAUUAAGUUUAGUCUUUGGCUCUUUAUGGAGAUUUAUCUAUGAUGAGCUCCAUUUUAGUCCACCACACUUAAUCUGUGUCAAAAACAUCUAUUUUGCUUCAUGCGAGCCUCUGGCUAUCUGUUUAAUAAGCUAGAGUUGCUGUAGCUUCAUAGAAUUCCUGUGUCAGAUUUUUCUGAAAACACUCAAGCUUGCUUGUGGCAUAAAGUAGAAGGUCAUGAGUGUCUGUGUAGUGUUUGACAGAGUGCAGUAAACAGUCUUUUCCGUUGAACAUAUUUGGAAAAAUAUUUCUGAUAGUAGGUAUGGAGUAUAAUAGGGCAGCAUGUGACAGCAGAUGGAUAUCUUUGAGCUGGGGAAUUUCUUUUAACAUGUGAAAACUGUGGACCUGUAAUUCUCAUUUAGCACUUUCAGUUUGUAAUUUCUUAAUUCUCCAUUUGAGGGUGUUCACGUUCUUUACUGUUUCCGGAACACUGAACAAAAUCACAUUCAGUAUAUCCUGUACUUAUUGACUGAUGGAGAUGCUCAGGAGUAUGUAGACAGAUCACCACAGGCUGACCAAGUGCUGUGUCCGCCUCUCCUUGCCUUCUGAGGAACUUACUAAUAUCUAAUUCUAAUUCUCAUGGUUAACUUAUGAUUAUCAAAAUAAAGCAUUGUCUAUUUUUUCCUAAAAGCACAAAUCCACAAAUAUAUUACUGAUUUGAACAUUAAUGAUAUGUACAGCUGUGGGGCCUCUGGCCCAAAACCGAACUUUUACACAGGGAUAACUCUUUCAGGGUAUAGGACUAUUACCUGCUGGUAAAAUGUACAGAAUUGUACAACUUGUGUCGGGUUUUAAACGCGCUGAAAUUUGUAAAAGCUUGAUCUACUAAAAUCCAUAACUGUUUGCUUCAACUGUGUUCUUCGUUUGCCACUCACCAAAGAGAGAGGCACCUAGUGUGGAUACUUACACCGUUCAUAGAAUAUAAUGUACAUAUAGGCAGAGGCUUUGUUAAGUUUUACAGUUUAUCAUAGCUGUCAGUUUCCAGUUUUCGUGAAUACAUUUUAGAUGCAUUAUUAGUUUGACCUUGACUUGAAAAAACUGUUGAUUGCACUAGAUUGAGCAACUGUCAAAAAGUGGCUGAAAAUCAUAUCAUUAAUGUAUGACACACAAAAAAAAAAUCUGCCACCAAAAACACAGCACUAACUGUUCAGGCCAGAAUACUUUAAAUGAAUAGCCGGAGCUUGACAUUUAGAGAAAACUCAUUUGAUUUGAUGCAUUGUGUAAAACUGAAAGCAGAGUUUCUGCUGGAUCAACACUUUACAGAAACCACUGUCUCAGCACUGUUCUUUCCCACUGAAUCCCAGCUGGCUAUAGAAUGUAUAUUCUAUAUUCUAGACCCACUUGCCUUUUUAUGACUUCUGUUAUAUCAACUUCCUUGAAUUGGAUGCUUUUUAUUGAAAUGAUCCUUUAAGGUUAUGGAACUCAGCAAGCACAUUUUCUUGGGCUUCUCACAAGGGGUUUAUUUUUGGCUAAGGUUUGGUUCUAGAAUUUUUGUAACCAGCUUUUUAAGGAUUUCACUGCAGUACUGAAGACUUGGACUAUCCCAGACUAUUUGUUCUUGCAUUCAGACUGCUGACGUUACAAUCUGAAAGGAGUGGCUGCAGCCUUGACGGCCUUCACCGUAGUCCACUUCAUAACCAAGUUUCUCAGCAUGCACGUUUAGGCAGCAGACUGUAAUGUUCAUAAAAAAGAGGUUUAUGUCCAUGUUUCUUAUGUCUGGUUUUCCAAAUAAAACUCUUGUACACUCA
This is a messenger RNA of Colossoma macropomum (tambaqui), 4006 nucleotides long. RefSeq names its product protein-L-isoaspartate (D-aspartate) O-methyltransferase domain containing 1 (gene pcmtd1). Gene Ontology annotation, molecular function: protein-L-isoaspartate (D-aspartate) O-methyltransferase activity. The coding region runs from base 337 to 1419 and encodes 360 amino acids. Gene Ontology annotation, biological process: protein modification process. The record is from RefSeq and is a predicted model, not a curated record. NCBI's taxonomy places the organism in Eukaryota, Metazoa, Chordata, Actinopteri, Characiformes, Serrasalmidae. The transcript is spliced from 6 exons. Gene Ontology annotation, cellular component: cytoplasm.